AUGUAUGCAGGACGCAAGAGGAGAAAACCAGUCCAGAGAGCGGUGAAGCAGCCUCCAGCCGAGGGGGCCAAAUCCAACCCGUCCAAACGGCACAGAGACCGUCUGAAUGGGGAGCUGGAGCGGUUGGCCAGCCUGCUGCCAUUCCCCGAGGAGGUCACCGCAAGUCUGGACAAACUCUCCAUCCUCCGCCUAAGUGUGAGCUACCUGAGAGCCAAGAACUUCUUCUCUGUCGCCCUCAACAGUCGGAACGGAGCGUCUCCAGUCGGCGUGAAUGAUGACGAGAGCAAAACAGCAGGAGCCGUGGAGAACAAAAUUCCUGAGGGAGAACUUCUACUGCAGGCUCUCAAUGGCUUCGUCCUGGUCGUCACCGCCAGUGGGACCAUCUUCUACUCCUCUCACACCAUCCAGGACUACCUGGGCUUCCACCAGACAGAUGUCAUGCACCAGAGUGUGUAUGAAUUGGUCCACACUGAAGACCAGCAGGAACUCAGGAGGAACCUGCACUGGGCUCUGAAUCCUCCUGCUGCUGCCCCCGCCAUCACCCAGGACUCCCCACAAGAGAUGGAGCCAGACAGCAGUUCAUCUGUGGUCACCUACAACCCCGAGCAGCUUCCUCCAGAGAACUCAUCCUUCCUGGAGAGGAGCUUCGUCUGCCGCUUCCGCUGCCUCCUGGACAACUCAUCAGGCUUUCUGGCUUUAAACAUCCAGGGCAGACUCAAGUUUCUACACGGACAGAACCAGCGGCAGGAAAACGGUGGAAAAGCUCCGUCUCAGCUCGCUCUGUUCGCCAUCGCGACUCCUCUGCAGCCUCCGUCCAUCCUGGAGAUCAGAACCAAGAACAUGAUCUUCAGAACCAAACACAAACUGGACUUCACACCACUGGCCUGUGAUGCAAAGGGGAAGAUUGUGCUGGGGUACACAGAGGCUGAACUGAGGGUCCGAGGGUCUGGUUAUCAGUUCAUCCAUGCAGCAGACAUGUUGUACUGUGCAGAGAACCAUGUCAGAAUGAUGAAGACUGGAGAGAGCGGUCUGACAGUGUUCAGGCUCCUCACAAAGGAGAACCGCUGGAAAUGGGUCCAGGCCAACGCCAGGCUGGUGUACAAGAAUGGCAAACCAGACUACAUCAUCGCCACCCAGAGGCCUCUUUUGGAUGAAGAGGGUGGAGAACACUUGCGUAAGCGCUCCAUGCAUCUACCCUUCACCUAUGCUACAGGUGAGGCCCUGCUCUACCAGUGCAACCAUCCUAUAGCGAGCUUCAGGGACGGAGGCCAUGAGAAAAAUGGCACCAAGUCGAAGAAGAGUCGGACUGACAGGCUGGUCAGGGAUGGUCUUGACCCUGGCUCUCUUCUUGGGGCGCUCAUGAGUCAGGAUGAAUCAGUGUAUGUUUGCCAGCCUGCCCUGGAGCCCAAAAUGUCAUUUAGCAGCUUCUUUGGUGACCAAAUGGGCUUCUCUGAAUCUGAACCGUCCAGCUUGCACAGGAACUGGGAGGAGCCGAAUAAUGGUGUGUUGGGUUCGAGCAUCACAGAGCCUAGUACCAGCUUUGACCCUCUGUUGGCCACGCUGGACUCGCUCUCAUUGGAAGGUCAGGGGGUUGUGGAUUCAGAGGAGGGGGGGUGUUCUAAUGGGGAACUGUUCGGAGCUCUGGAGGGUCUGGGGCUGAGUGCCGAGGACCUUGAGCUGCUCCUACUGGACGAGAGGAUGAUCAGAGUUGAGAUGGACCCUGAGCGAGUGCCCACCUUGGAUGAUCUGCUCACAAACGAUGAGAUCCUUUCUUAUAUCUACGACUCCAUCGAGGGUAAGACUGAUUCCAUGGAUCUUGGAGGAAAGGUUCCUCCGAGCACUUCCUCGGCAACAGCCACCACCAUUUCAGGACCUGAAAGUAACUCCACCCCUGAUACUAAUGUUCAAAUGCAGUUUCCUCACCAUAAGCCUCCCUUGGUGGGUCAGGCUCCCAUCGUCCAGCUGUCCCAGCAGAUGCAACAGCACCUCAACAUGCGACCAGGUAAAGUGGCACACAACUGGGACCAGCAGACUGACCAUUUGGCUAACUCAAUGGUCAACGGAGACCUACUGGGCCAAAACCAACCUAUACCCAAUGGACAAUGGUCAGCCCAAGACAUUCUCACCAGUGCAGGGAUACCACUGGAUCACUACAACACACAACAGACUUUUUUCAAUGGUAAGACCUCGGAGCUGGAUGGCAACCUUCAUCAGCAGCAGCAACCACAUCAACGCUUCCUUCAGCAGCAGCAACCCAGGAUGCAGAAUCACCUCUCACAGCAGUGCCAUGCCAAACAGAAGGCAACCAACCUCAACGGACUCUGUGGUAUGUCCAGCACAGAGAAUUCGGCAGGAAAAUCCCAGUGGCAGGACUUUGGAUUCAGCGAGGGUCUUGGCAGCACUUCCUGCCUCGACAACGGCCAAAAACCUCUGACAAACACCUCACUUGAUCCUUGCAUGGAUUAUAGCAUGCCUGAUAUUGACAGUGUGGAUUAUUCUGUAAAUGGAAGUGGUAUGUUCGGGAGGAGUGGACAGCAGCACGUAGCCGAGUCCACGGUUUCAUCUUUCCAAGGGAUGAAUCAUAAACAGCAGCAGGAGCAGAUUCCAGUUCCUCUGGCCCAGGUCAUCUCCAGUCUGUCGCAAUGUCCUCCACCCAACGCCUCCCUGGAGCAGAUCCUGGGAGUGAGCAAGCCCUGUCGACAGAUGGACCACUAUGGUAUCGUGACCUCUGAGAUCCCUCAUGACCCCAGUCCCAAUAAGAUGGAGAACGGCUGCAUCCUGAGCAGCACGUACCCAGGCGGAUGUGCUCUGCCCAACAUGAACGGAGCAGCACCCCCUGCUGUACAGAUGCCCGUCCCCGAGACUCUGUCCAGCCUCCCCGACCCUCCAGCCACCGGUUUCUACCUCUGA
Messenger RNA from Cheilinus undulatus (humphead wrasse), 2910 nucleotides. Its product is annotated as aryl hydrocarbon receptor-like. The record is from RefSeq and is a predicted model, not a curated record. Gene Ontology annotation, biological process: regulation of transcription by RNA polymerase II. NCBI's taxonomy places the organism in Eukaryota, Metazoa, Chordata, Actinopteri, Labriformes, Labridae. Gene Ontology annotation, molecular function: protein dimerization activity; transcription cis-regulatory region binding; nuclear receptor activity. The transcript has 11 exons. The coding region runs from base 1 to 2910 and encodes 969 amino acids. Gene Ontology annotation, cellular component: aryl hydrocarbon receptor complex; nucleus.